UACACAUCUACUGAUUAUGUCAGAAUGAAAAGUAAUGCAUUGAAACUAGGUUGUGUGAGUAGUAAUUCCAUUGCUACUCUUAGAUACUUGUCAGCACGUGCUUCAGGUACAGGUAAGGAUGUACAUUUUAGAUUUAAUAGUCAGAAUCCAAAGCCCAUUGUAUUACCACCUGAAACUAUGCCAUCAACACCAUAUCCAGCAGUGCCUUAUCCUCCAAACACCCCUGUUGUAGAAAUACCAGGACCCAUUAUUGAACCUACACUUCCUCAACCUCAACCUCAACCUCUACCAGAUUCCAAACCACCUAUUGAAAUUCCAGUACCCAACAAAAAUACAGUUACAGGCAAGGAUGCACAAGCAAAUAUGGAAGAUGAUGUCCUAUUUAAAGAUAUUGGAAAUAAAGGCAUUAUUACAUUAAAUCGUACAAAAGCCCUGAAUGCCUUAAAUUUAUCAAUGGUUGAAAAAAUAUAUCCAGUACUAAAAAAAUGGGAAUCAUCUAAAGAAUUAGUAAUAAUAGAAGGUGCAGGAGAUAAAGCAUUUUGCGCAGGUGGUGAUGUAAAAUCCAUUGUUAAUGCAUUAAGAGAAACUGAUAACAAAAUUAUAGGUGAAACAUUUUUUAGAAAGGAAUAUAUCUUAAAUAAUCUCAUUGGUACAUAUAAAAUACCAUAUGUAGCUAUGAUAAAUGGAAUAACUAUGGGGGGUGGAGUUGGAUUAUCUGUUCAUGGCAAAUACAGAAUUGCAACAGAAAAAACAUUAUUUGCUAUGCCAGAAACAGCAAUAGGAUUAUUCCCUGAUGUAGGUGGAACGUUUUUCUUGCCUAGAUUGGAAGGCAAACUAGGACUUUACCUUGGAUUAACUGGAAAUCGAUUAAGAGGUGUUGAUGUAUUACUUGCUGGUAUUGCAACACAUUUUAUUCCUUCUGAAAAGUUAUUAGAUUUAAAACAAGAGUUACUAAUGACAGAACAACCUGAUCUUAAGGAAAUCUUAAACAAAUAUCAACCUAAAAAAUUAAAUCAAGAAUUCUCUUUAGCACCAUACAUGGAUGAAAUUAAUAAGUAUUUUUCUGCUUCAUGUGUAGAAGAAAUAAUAGACAGAUUGAAAGAGAAUAACUCAGAAUGGGCUGAAAAAACAUUAAAAAUGCUGUUGAAAGCAUCUCCUGCUUCUUUAAAAGUCACUAUGUGUGCUAUUCAAAAAGGAAGCAUAUUAAAUCUAGCAGAUUGUUUAAAGAUGGAAUAUAGGUUGGCAUGUGCUGCUUUAAAUAAAACUAGUGAUUUUUGUGAAGGUGUUAGAGCUCUUUUAAUUGAUAAAGAUCAAAAUCCGAAAUGGAAUCCAAAAUGCUUAGAAGAAGUAACAGAUACUUAUGUAAAUCAACAAUUUAUAAAACUUCCGGAAGAAAAGGAAUUGCAACUUUGAGACAAUA
Habropoda laboriosa is the source of this 1420-nucleotide messenger RNA. RefSeq names its product 3-hydroxyisobutyryl-CoA hydrolase, mitochondrial (gene Hibch). The record is from RefSeq and is a predicted model, not a curated record. Gene Ontology annotation, biological process: L-valine catabolic process. Lineage: Eukaryota; Metazoa; Arthropoda; Insecta; Hymenoptera; Apidae. Gene Ontology annotation, cellular component: mitochondrion. The transcript has 8 exons. Bases 25 to 1413 code for a protein of 462 amino acids. Gene Ontology annotation, molecular function: 3-hydroxyisobutyryl-CoA hydrolase activity.